AUGAGGAUAACCGUGGAUAUUGGCAUACAGGCACAGCCUAAAAUUGCGCCGAAGAAAUUCAGAUUUAUCAAGAACUUUGAGCUUGAUAGUUCCAGAGAGACUUCCAUCUGUAUCGAAACAAUUCGUAGCGCAUGCAUUGACCAACUUCGCCGUAAUGGCGCAGAUCCUGAGGAAUGUCAGUACUUCGAAGAUGUCGCCAACAAACGCAGAUUUGGCCUUUGGCUGCUCGAUGAUCUCUCCGAAGAACUCAGUUAUAUGAUGAAUUUCAAUGGCGAUGAUAUCUUUCCACUACAGCUACCGGGCAAAUGGCUCGAUGAUAAAAUGACCUUGGACAAUCUUCUCAUUCACGACGGCUACAAAUUGUUGUUCAAGAACAAAAUUGAAAGACUCCCUAUCAAAACGCUCAAUGAUACCAAGAAUGAGGAUCAAAUCAACGCACUAAAAGAGACGGCCGCAGUGAAGAAGUAUUCAGCAAAAACCGAUAUAAGUACACUGAAGACGAUGAAUUCAACGAUGAACUCGACAAUGAAUAGAAGUCAGUACAACACGAUGAAGUCUAACCAAACGAUGAACCGAAGCAGAAUAGACAGCACUAUGAGUAGAAGUGGACUUCACGACGGAACGGCCCAUAAGAACAAAGAAACUAUCGUUACCAAGUCUAAAAAUAAGCUUAAAAAGAUGGCGGACCGAAAUUACACCAAACUGCAAAGCAAACUCAUCACCGACGAUAAAAUUGAAUGGCUCAAUCCCUCAGAGACCCUCGCAAGCGAGCUUUAUCGUUAUAGGGAAUUAUUGAAUAUGUUUAAUGAGAAUGAGCAUAACCAAAUUGAACCAGUGGUAGUCCUAAGAAGAAGGUAUUUCUUCAGCGAUGCGAAUGUAGAAGAGAGGGACCCAACGCAACUGAGUCUUUUGUACAAGCAAUGCGUGAAGUCUGUUAUCUCUGGCGAAUACUCAGUGACGAGAGAAAAAGCUCUUCAGCUAGCGGGAUAUCAAGCAAAGGCAGAUCGUGGACGAUAUUCUAACGCGACCAAGCAAGAUGACAAAAAAGAGUUCGUUAGCGAAUUUAUUCCUGCUGAAAUCAUUAGCAAAGGAAAGGUGAACAAAUUAUAUGCAGAGAUCAUGAAAGAAUGGGAAAACGAGCAAAUAGGAAUAGAAAAGCAAGACAGCCAAGAAGAAGAAGAAGCACAGAAUUUCCAAUUAAAAUGGAAGAAGCAAUACAUCAAAGUCUGUCGAAGUAUGCCUACGUAUGGUGUCACUUGUUUCCUGGUGAAGGAAAAAGAACGCGGUAAAAAUCGCAUGAAGCCUCGACUGUUGGGUAUCAGCAAGACGAGUGUGAUCCGUUUGACGGAGGACAAGGAAAUAGAAUUCGAAUACCCGCUCGAAAGCAUUAAAAACUGGGCGGCUGGGACAAACAACGUCACACUCAAUUUCGGGGACUACAAAGGUCUAGAAGGGCUCGAUGCGAGCUCGUCCACUUACUCCGUGAAAACAAAGGCAGACGAAUCUGAGAAGAUUAUUGCUCUUAUCAAUGGCUACAUUCAAAUCAUUCUCGAGCAACGUAAGGGCGGAGAUAAAUUCGACGACGGAUCUGCCAACUGGCAAAAGCCACACAUAGCCAAUAAUGCUCCCAGCAAAGCAAAAACCUAUUCUGAGGGACAGAAAGCCCAAGCUGGGGUUCGAGGCGAGCCCGCAAUUCCAGGAAUUAGCUACACUGGGCAUGAUCCGAAACAAAUCGUCAAGGGAGAACUCCAAGGCGCGAAGAGAGCAAUAAUGAAUCCCAAUGAUCCUAAUCUUCCGCAAGCCAAACAAUCCCGACUUAUUCCAUUCCAUACGACUGUACAGCAGAAUCUCGAUGAACUCCCAGAAAUACAGAUGAAAGUUAUGAGAGCUGUCGAGAGAGCAGACUCCGAUGACUAUAGCGACGAGGAUAUUGAAUUCAAUAAACAUAAAAUUAACGCCCACUGCGAGAAAGUUGCCGAGUCAACCGCCCAAAUUGUCAACAAAUUUCCUAACGACAAUGAUCAAAGUCUCGCCCCAGCAGUUGAUGGUCUUGUGUCUGAACUCAAGGAACUUCCGGAACCGAUCCGGGCUCUCGCUGCCCUCAGCCUUCCAGAUGAAGAAAAAUCAGGUUCAAUUUUGAAUGCUGCUAACGACCUUCUUCAGGCUGUCUCAAAGCUUCUCAAGUCCUCACAGGAGACUGAUCAAGAUCUGUCAGCAAAGAAACGAUCUAUACAAUCUGCUGCUAUCGAAGUGUCUGAAGCUCUCGGGGAUGUUCUUAACUGUGUCCGUUCUAGUUCUGACGACAGUGGACAGCGUCUAGUGGAACUUGCAUCUAAGGUUCCAUUUGCCACACAAGAAUUAGUCAAGAAUGUACAAGAAGUCAUUCAAAGCAAAUCAGAUGCAGAUCUAUCAGACAUUAACUCACCAGAAUCAAAGUUGAUUGUCGCUGCGACAAAGACUGCUCAUGCAGCGUCGCAACUCGUGACCGUUGCGAAAGUAACUGCACCAACUAUUCACGACACUGGCUGUCAGAAGCAAUUAACAGAUGCAAUGAAGGACGUAUCAUACGCAAUCAAUAACUUAGUUAUGGAAACUGACUGGCUCGAGUCUAACGAUCGUAACAAAUUGAAAGACGCGACGGGCAAGGUAUCACUCGCGCUCGAAGCGCUCAUCAAUCACAUGAAAAAGAUCGUCACUCCAAGUACUUCCGCGGAAAAGUAUAGCGAUCUCUCAGGGCAGGCGCAAAAUCUGCCAAACAUUCAUGACCCCGAAGAGCGAAUUGCCGCAGUCAAGGAUUUAGCUCAGCAGUAUGUUGGAAAAGGUGGCCUCGUGCAUGCCCUCAAGCUCGAAGGAGAUGAUGCUACUGAUUCAAAUAAAAGAGACAGACUGCACGCUGCUGCCAAAAAUCUUAUGCAAGCUACCCAGGGAGUUGUAGAAGCUGCGAGAUCGAUGAACCAAAAUGCUGGCUCUGGUGACCUGGACCAAGCUGCUCGAGAGCUUGCUGAGGCUACUGAAGCUGGAAUUCGACUACGUGAAAAGCGAGCGACUGCAAAGAGUUUGAUCGAUGCUGCUAAGCAUGCUGCCUCUGCAGCAACUCAAAUGGUAGCACCCGUUCGUGCUGGCACCAGGAGCAACAACAACGCUAUUCAAGCGAAUAACCUUAACAUCCAUAACAAAGCUAUGCAGAAGCAAGUUCCUGAGCUUAUCAAGGCAACUAAGCAAUUGGAAGAAAAGCCAGAGAGCUCAAUCGCCCUGAACGAACUCGUUGAGGCAGCAAAGAAAUUCGCACCCCCUGCUCAGAGAACCGUCGGCGCUUCCAAAUCCGCCCAGCCAACAGUGACUGAUCCCUCGGCAAAGGCGUUGCUAAGAAAUGCUACUGAAAAAUUAGCUACCGCGAUUAAUAAGCUCGUUGCGUCUUCUCAACGUGCAGCUGAACUCUGUGAAUCAAGUCCACUUGAUAAUGCUUGUGACAAGGUCGGAGAUGUUGUGAAGGAGUUGGGCAAAAUGAGGCAAGAUGCGGAAAAUGGGAGACUCAAGCUCGGACGUGUACCUGCUCACAAUGAAGACUUGGAACUUGGAAAGGCUGUUAAACAAAGCAUCGCAGUGGUUCCACAAGUUCUCUCUGCUGCUGCCAACUCCGAUGAAACAGCAUUGAAUGGUGCUGCGACAGCGGCAUCGGAUGCAGCCGUCCAGCUCAAGGACUCUGUGAAGUAUACAAUUGCGAACGAGUCUGCUGUAAAUGCGGACACCGUGGACACUAUCAAAUGUGGACAUCAAGUUGCCGACUCAAUCCAGCGAUUGCUCUUUCUAUGUCGAGAUGAGCGUGAGAACGACUCGCCAGACAAAAAGAAUAAACUUCUCGAUAUGGCGAAAGAGCUAACUUCAGCGCUCUCGGACAUGUUUAAUUGUAUCCCUGGCCAGCGAGAAAUCGAAGAUAGUCACAGAAUGAUGAAAACUGCAACAGACAAGUUCGAUCAGCUUGCUGAUCGUUCUCAGCCUGUUGGAACUUAUUCCGCUGCUGCGCGCGAUCUGAAAAUUGCUGCAGAAGAUACCAAUCAAGCUGCUGGAAACGUUGUUGGAGCAGCAAGUGGAGAGUUACAAGAUGUCGUUCUUGCAAGUCAGGAAUACGCCCAAGAUUAUGAAAGACUCGUCGAAGCGGGCAUCAAAGUUGCAAGCCAUACAACUGGCAGUGAUCGUCAAGACGUUAUAGAUGAAAUGCGCGAAGUGUCUGCAGCUUCAAGCAAGUUGCUAAACGCUUCGAAGGAUAUCGCAACUGAUAUGGGAAAUUCGGGCUACCGAAUAGCUCUUUCCUCUGCCGCAAAAGGUGUUACGGAUGCUAUUAACGAUCUCAUCUCGAAAUGUGUUGCUGCUGCUCCUGGCCAAGCGUCGUGCGAGUCAGCUAUACGCAAAUUGAAUAACGCCAAAGCCGCGCUCAAUUCUGACAUUCUUCCAACAGGAGCGAAAAAAGACUAUUUUGCGAUUUUGAACGAUAUCAUAACGGAGCAUAGUCGCUCACUCGGCAACUCCAUGAAGAGCCUUUACCAACAUGCCAAAGAGCAAAACUCAGAAGCCUUCAGCCAAGAUGUUGACGCGACGACGAAUACUCUGCUGAAGUUAACCGACGAGGCGAGUGCAGCUGCAUACAUCGUCGGGGUUUCUGACCAAGGAAGUAUCCCUGGAAAAGAGGGAGUUGUUGAUCAGGUGCGUUUCCAGGAAUGCUCGAAAGGGCUCUUCCAAGCCCUUGAUGAUAUUGCAUACGACUCUUCUCAAGAUAAGUUGAUGGCAGCAGUUACAGCCGUUGCUAAACAGACAACGAACCUUUGCUCGAUGUGUGCUACAGCGGCAGAUAAAGUUAACCGGCCCGAACAGCGUAAUCAAUUCAAGCAAGGGGCACGGGAGCUCGGACAGGCGACAACUGAUUUAGUUGCGAAAUUCCGAUCUUACUCUCAGGAUCCAAAUGAAGAUAGGAUGGGAGAUAUUGGAAGUGCUUCCGUCCAGCUCAAACAAGUCACGAACAAUUUGAGUGACUUUGCAUCGUCGCCUGAAUUCUCCAACGUUGCCCCGCAGUUAUCUUCAGAGGCAAAAGAAGCUCAAUCACCAAUUAUUGAUGCUGGCAAGACGAUGCUAGAUGGAGGCUCCGAAAUGAUCGACAUUCUCAAAAACUACAUUCAAAAUCCGAAAAUGGGAGUUGAAGUCAGCCUUCACGCCGCAAGUCGAAAAGUGUCUGAGUCAAUCAAAAAGAUGAUCCAGGCCAUUCGAGAAGCGGCUCCUGGUCAGAAAGAGUGCGACGAAGCGAUUAGUUCCAUCAACGAUGCCUUCCGUGAGCUCAACAACGCAAGUAUGGACGCUAUGUCUCAUGGACUUGAUGGAGAAACCUUCCCUGGAACUUUCCAAUCACACACCAAAGAGCUUAACCAUUUGAUGAGCGAACUCGAUUCUUCGAUUUCACCUGUUGCUAAAGCCGCUAAAUCAGAAGCGGUUGAUCUAGGGCGCGGAGUUACGCAGAUGGCUUCACUUGUCGGAAACAUUUCUCUCAGCACCGUCUCUGCUGCUAGUAAACUUCCGAUUUCUAAACAAGAUGACUUGAUAAGCUACGCUAAAACGGUCCUUGAAAAUCUAUUGCAACUUGUAUACAGUGCUAAGGAAUCUGGAGGAAAUCCAAAAAUCAAGACUGCUCACAGUGAAGUCGACAAAGCAUGUACGAUGCUAAGGGAAACAAUCGUUGAAUUCCAAGAAGAGAUCAAUGUUUCACCUGCGUCUACGGCCAACAAUUUGAUUAACGUCGUUGAGCAAUCAGUCAACGGUUUAACUAAUACUGCUGAUAUCACAAAACUUUCACAAAAUCAGCUUCAAACGAAUCUGACGAAAGAAUGCCGUGAAUUGGCACAAAUUUCACAAAGUGUUAGCACUGCAUCUCCUGCUGAUAUCCCAGAGCUUCAGAAGGACUCUGUCGCCAUAUUCCAGCGACUCUGCAGUGUUUCCACGCAUGCGCACAAGAUCGCUGAUAGCGAAGUAGCUGCCAAUUCUAUCCAAGGGAAAACUAGAACAUGUGGAAGUUCACUCAUUGAUAUGAUAAACGCUUCUCUUAUUUACUCUGAAGAUCCGUCUGACUCGAACAAACGAGAUCUGCAUGAAAAAUGUCGAAGAGUCGCUGACGCUGUCAAGGGUAUUAUGGAAGUUCUAUCGGUCUCUUCUGCCUCCGCAAAAGCUACCCAAAAGCUUACAUCGAAAAUCGACUCUAUUAGACAGGACGUCGAAACAGAUAUUCUCUUUGCACAAUCAGGCACACUUGCCCUUGAUAUCGGCGAGAGUUUCAUGUUCGAAGAUCUUAUGUGCGAGGUCGCCAAGUUUUCUCGAAUGCUCACUGAGGACAUACGCUCUCUAGUUCAAGCAGUUGAAUCGUCAGAUAACUCUCAGUUGACGCAAGCCUGCGAGUCUUCUGGAGAAUCAAUAAACAGAUUGACAGAUACUAUCCGUGCUACAUCCAAGUUCAUCGCUAAAGAAGGUCCAGAUGCCCAGGUUGCGUUGCUCAACGUGACCAAGGGUCUUGUAGCCGCCUUAUCCGAGCUCAUUAAUGCUACACGAGUCAUUAAUGGACAAUUCAGCGAGGAAAAUGUUGGAAAGCUGAAGUCUUCAUCAACGGAAACUGUACGAAACGUUACUCGUCUCAUUCAAACAGUUCAAGUUAUCCGAGAAGAUCAGUCUAGAGGACCAGCGGAACUUAUGGCUUCGAUAAGCGCGAUUGAAAACUUCAGUGCGAAACUCAAGCAUGAGAACGUGCAAGUCGUCCAGGGUGGAUCCCCUGAGCCAGAGGCCGUGAUCGCAGCGACGAAGCCAUUGACAAUGGCGGCUAGUCGCGCUGUUGCCGUUGGCAAAAAGGGAAACACAACGGAGAUAAUUUCUUUGUGCAGCGUCUCGGUUGAUGUUGUAGAUGGACUUGUUCGGUCUGUGGUUACCAACGCUUCCGUAACACCAUCCGAAAAGUUGCGAUCUGAAUUGCUCGAUGAAAGUUUUAAUAUCAUUGGAGAUUAUAAAUGCGCUUUGACAGCUCUCCACGAUCGCUUGGUCAAUGCUGAUGUUGCACUUGAGUCUGACAUAAGUCACUACUCUCAGCGGGUCGCUACUGGAAUCGCUAGGCUCUCCAAAACAGCUCUUCGACUCAAGGGCGAUGAUUGGGAGGAUCCAAACGAUCCCAACGUCAUUGCUGAAAAAGAACUUCUCCGUGCUGCCAACGCUAUUGAAGCUGCUGCUUCGAAGCUCUCAAAUCUUACCCCUAGAAAAGAAGCUAACUCGAAGGCCGAUGAAAAUCUGAAUUUCGACGAGCAAAUUCUUGAUGCAGCAAAGUCGAUUGCUCUGGCUACUAAGUUGCUUGUUCAAAAAGCAUCAACCGCCCAGAAAGAACUCGUACUGGAAGGCCGGUUGCAAGUCACUGGUGUCUCAAAAGACAAAACGGGACAAUUUAGUCAGGGUCUUGUCUCAGCUGCACAGAUGGUCGCUCGAGAAACAGGUUCUAUGUGUGAAGCUGCAAACGAUCUUGUCAAAGGAGAGGCAUCUGAAGAAAAGCUCGAAGCAGCGGCUCAAGGUGUAUCAACGGCUACUGGUCAGCUUCUUAUAGCAUGCAAAGUCAAAGCUGAGCCUGAUAGCGAAGCGAUGAAACGACUGGAUCAAGCUGGUGCUGGAGUACGAAAAGCUGCUGAAAACCUUGUGAAAGCGUCGACUGCUGCACGAGAAAAUAAAAACGAAGAGAUGGCGACGAACUUUCAAAACAAAAGCGACUUCCAAGUCAAGCGAGAAGAGCUCAAAGCUCGUGAACGACUUCUCAAGGCAAAACGAGAAAUGGAAGCAGCCGAAGCUGCACUGCGCCACGCGAACGAAGAACGCUACCGUCGCCAGACAGCCGAAGAAGAGGAACAAGCAAACCAAGAAUAA
Molecule: messenger RNA, 7929 nt
Organism: Oikopleura dioica
Lineage: Eukaryota; Metazoa; Chordata; Appendicularia; Copelata; Oikopleuridae
Source: the annotation of a GenBank genome assembly